This is a messenger RNA of Symbiodinium sp. CCMP2456, 1071 nucleotides long. The record is from the annotation of a GenBank genome assembly. Lineage: Eukaryota; Dinophyceae; Suessiales; Symbiodiniaceae.
AUGCAGCGCGCUGAAGCCCUGGCUACAGCAGUUCCUCGAGGAGGGCGCAGCUGGAAGCUGGAGCUGGGCCUUCGAGCUCCGAUGUGGCGCCUGGAGGCGGCGAAUCCGGAAGCAGCCGCUGAAAGUGGCGGCAGCCUGCCCUGCACCGUGCGCUUCACGCUGCCCUCGACGUAUCCGACACCAACGGCCAGCGCGGCCGGCGGGUAUGCAGGCAUACAGCGAGAUGGUGGCGACUUCGAUGUCGAGAUCGCCGCACCGGGCAGCCUGGGCCGUGAGGCCAUGAAGAUCGUGUCCCGUGCUGCAUUCGUGCGACUGGCAGAGCUGCGCAGCGAAGCAGGCGCGCGGCCGCCCAAGGUCAUCAAAGGCAUGAUCACCUGGAUGCAAAGUACGGAGUUGCACGAGCUGGCAGCCAGCAGCUGCCAACCUCCGAGAGCGCUCAAUGGAGGCCUCGUGCGAGCUUUCGUUCGCUACCACCACGUGCAGUCGCUGAUGAAACGGAGCUACAUGCGAAUGUGGGCUGAAGACUUGGGCGUCGCAGCUUUGCUGGCCGUCGGGCAGCCGGGCAUGCUUCUGGCUGUUGGGCCGGAGGGUCCAUUGAAAGCUUUCCUGGAUCGGGCGAUGAAGAUGGUGCACUGGGGACCAACACCUGCUAGGUUGGUCUCGAGCUCCCCCGUGGUGGCUGCUGACUUCAGCAGCGUCCCAGAAGGCGCUCCUCUCACGGUGCCUGGGCUCCAGGAAGUUUCGGAGGCCUUCCCACAGGCGGUGCGACGAGGUGGCUCAUACAAUGGACGCGACUGCGUGGACUUUGGUGCGUUGGCUGAGGCACUCCGAUUCGGUGGCCACGGCUCUGCCGCCGCCGAGCUCAACAAACUAGCAAACGUGGCCUUCGCUCACAAGGAUGGUCGGGUGGAGGAGUCCUGGGAUGGUAGCGGCUGGGUCGGCUACGUGGAGGCCGAGGCCGUCCUGGCAGCACCUCGCCCAGAAGCGCCGCGAAGUUUGGCGGACCUUGUGCCAAAGCCUUGUGCUGCUUCUGCUGGCAAGGCAGCUCCGGUCACUCGCAGAUGGGGUCGU